This is a messenger RNA of Raphanus sativus (radish), 2008 nucleotides long. RefSeq lists its product as uncharacterized. NCBI's taxonomy places the organism in Eukaryota, Viridiplantae, Streptophyta, Magnoliopsida, Brassicales, Brassicaceae. The coding region runs from base 13 to 1638 and encodes 541 amino acids. The transcript has a single exon. The record is from RefSeq and is a predicted model, not a curated record.
UCUUAAGGAGCCAUGGAUGCAUCAUCCACAAAGCUACCAAUUCAUGAACAUCCUUUGUUCUCAUCAGCUAGAUUUCUUAAUCAUUGUCAAGGCUGCGGUAAGUCGGGUGACCACUACGGAGGCUAUCUCUGCAACGAUUAUGAGUGCCGCGGUGUCACGUUCCACAAGGAAUGCGCAGAAUCACCAUUAGAGAUCAACCAUCCUUCUCACCCGGAACAUCCUCUCAUACUCACAGAAAAACCUCCAAGAAGUAAGUGUGAUCUGUGCGGCAAAUAUCUCUUCGUUCAAAUCUGGCCCUAUAUCUAUCAUUGUUCCAUAUGCGACUUAAACGUUGACACAUCAUGUGCCAAGAAACCACCACUUCCGCUACAUUAUCCUGAUCCCCAAGAACCUCCAUUUGUCUUAAUAAAAGAGAGUCAAAGUCAAGAACUGUGCAGAGUAUGUGAGCAACCAGUUUAUGGUAAAUAUCAUUAUGGACGAUCUUCUUGUGAUGAGUACGUUCACUUGGAGUGCGUCGACGUUGCGGAGAAAGUAAAACAUCUUCCUUUUCACCCUAGUCAUCCUCUUGAGUACACCACAUCUGCAUCCCUCUCUGGUGACGACGCCCAGAAGUCGUGCAUUUUGUGUGGAGUGACACUGGAAGGUGUCUUGUACUAUUGCUCGACAUGUGACUUCAGCAUGUGCCUAGGUUGUGUGAUAACUCCUCCACCUCUUGUUAUUGAGCAUCCCAAGACCCAUGAGCAUCAUCUUACCCUCUCAACGAGCCAGAUCUCGUUUACUUGUAAUGUUUGCGGUGUGCCUGGCGACAAAAGCUCUUAUUCAUGUCUUCCAUGUGGUUUUAUGGUCCAUCGAAGUUGUAUUGAUUUGCCGCAAGUCAUAAUGAUCAAUCGUCAUGAUCAUCGCCUCUCUUACACGAAUCAUCUUGGUCCAGGGUUUUGGAACUGCGGAGUUUGUCGUGGACCCGUGGAUCAAUUAUAUGGGGCUUAUUCUUGCUCCAUUUGUCCCACGUAUACUGUUCAUUCAAAAUGCGCAACAAGUGUCAAAAUAUGGGAUGGGAUAAAUCUCGAAGGGAUACCUGAAGAAAUCGAAGAUCUUCCAUUCAAGGUAGUUGGUGAUGAUAACAUGAUGACGAUAAACCAUUUCAGUCAUGAGGAGCAUAAUUUAAGGCUUACUAGCGAAAACGUUAUUUCUGAUGAAACCACACUAUGUGCAGCAUGUGUCUAUCCUCUCAACGACUCUGGUCCGAUAUAUAAUUGUGAGGAAUGUGAUUAUUUUCUCCAUGAAAAAUGUGCAAAUCUCCCUAUGAAGAUACGACACGUAUCUUACAGCGGACAAUUUACCCUACAUGCGAGAGGAGGUGAGGAUCCCGAAGAUUAUGAGGAGUUUGUUUGUCUAGUUUGUGAUAAAACAUCGACUGGUUUCAGGUACAAGUCUGACGUUUUCACUCUUGAUGUGCAUUGCGGUUCAGUUUCUGAACCAUAUGUCUACGAUGGCCAUUUACAUCCCUUAUAUUAUGAACCCGAAGCAAGCAUCGUCACAUGUGACACAUGUCAAAACACAGUGUUCUAUCAUGUUCUCAAGUGUGAUGUUUGUGUGUUUAGCGUGGAUUUUUCUUGUGCAACUUUGCCUAAAGCGUAAUCAAAUGACAAAGCAUCCUCUCUCUUUAUGGCGAGAAAACAAGUAGUUAAUAUUGGUGAGAUAUAUGCAAGAUACGAAAGCGGAUCCAAGUACAUGGUUCUACAUGUUUGCUGAUUGUGGGGGUCACUGAUGCAGCGCAUCCUUAUCCGGUUACAUGAAUACAUCGAGUGUUGGUAUUUGGGGGUGUUCUUCCAAGUGUUGAGUCUGUUUACUAAAUUUCAUUAUGUUUAGGUUUUGUUUUUCCAUUUACAUUUCGUUAUAGGUUUUCUAGUGGCUUUAUACUUAUGUUAGAAGCUAUAUAAGAAACCAAGUCAUUGGCAGUCUUCAUUUUGAUGAAUCUAAUAAAAACCAAAAGAGUAAAUUUAAUGUU